AUGUUCACCACCCAGAAACGCAGAAAGACAAACAGAAAGAACGUCUACAGCCACCGCACACGAGAGUUUGUCCACGGCUACAUCGACGAGAAGCAGCCGACGCUGGCACUUGAAGUUUUCAACAGUUUUACCCAGACCCACUAUGUCCCUCCACCGCAAGAUGUACAAUUCGUCCUCUACCUCAUCACCUCCCCCUCCGAGUUCCCCUCCGUCCCCCCUUCCCUCCCCUUCCACGCCCUCGACCGCCUCCUCCACACGCACAACCCCCUCGACUUUGCCACCUCCAUCCCAUCCUCCUCCUCCGCCAUCCUCCCCGCAAACACCAAAACCGAAUUCCGCGAUGCCCUUCCAGCGUACUUGCGGUGGGACUAUGAUCGAGGGGGGAUGGAUAAGGCGAUUUGGAAGAGGAUGAGGCGGUGUAGGGAUGAGGGGCUUUGGGAGUUGAUGUAUGAGGAGCCUGAGGAGGGGAGGGGGAGGGGGAGGGGGAGGGGGCAGACGUCGCCGUUGACGACGCCGUCUUCACUGAGGGAUGGGGAAGAUGAUGAAGAGUCUCCCGCGACUCACCGCCGGCUUUCGAUGCCAGGUUGGCGUCUGCUCCAGUGGUUCGUUGCAGUGUGCGAGAAAGAUACAGCUCUCCACGUACCUAGGGGUGUAUCCUACUCGCCAGUAUUUCUGCGCCAGAUCAAGAAACCAUACGAUUCCACGGGCCAGAUGCAGCGCAGCGAGGCGGAUCACAUCAUGGGUAUCUUGCAUGAAGCGUUUGAGAUUGAGGAUGAAGAGACGGAGACGGAGACGGACUUUGAGAGUCUGCCGGAGGAGGAGGAGGAUGAUGAUGAUGGUGUUGAGAAGAGCGAAAAGGAGCUAGAGAAGAUGGAGGUGGAAGCGGCCAUGAGGGCGAAACGGGCAAGGGAGCGUUAUGAGAGGUAUCGCGAGAUGAUACUAUCUGGCUUGCACAAGCAAGAGCUCGCCAUACGCCUUCUCAGCCUGCUCGUGGCAACCGCCACCAACCUCUCCGCCAUCCCAACCCCAGAACCCACCAACCCCUCCCGCGACUCCUCCCCAACCCCCUCCGACAGCGCCGAACGCUCCGCCCCCCUCACACCACCCACCUCCUCCCCCUCCCGCAGCCUCAGCCUCACCCCCGCCCCUCCUCCCCCCUCCAAAGCCCCUUUCCACACCGACACCCUCUCAUUCCACAUCAUCCACCUCUCCUCUUCCCUCUCUUCGCCCCGUGCAAGGGAGAAGAUGCUACAAGGGUGGCAAGGCGCGGAAGGGGUGGAGUGGGGGCCGAAGAGCCACUUGUGUGCUUUGUGGGUUGAACAUUGGGCGGGGGUUGGGAAGGUGAAGGCGGAUGAGAGGAGGAGGGGGAAGGGGAAGAAGAAUGUGGGUAAGGCGGUGGAGUGGAAGAAGGGGUGGUGUGGGAUGUCGGCGCCGACGGCGGGAUACUUGUUGGAAUUACUCGGCAUGUCUGCGUCGGGUAAAGAUCUUGCGACGCAGCAGAUUCUUUUACAAUCAAAGCUUGCUUUGGUAUCAGUGUUGAAUGAGAAUAAGACGGUGUAUUUGGAGAACGAGGAUAGGGUAGUGAUCAGUCGUCAGUGGCAGAAGGUCAAGGGCAAGGUCGGAAAGAGUCUAGAGAUAGGAGGCAAGGGUAUUGACGCUACUGCCGUCAAGAGUCUGCAUAGAGUCGGGCAAUUUGUGAUACACGCCGUCGACAGUCUCUUCAUGUAA
Molecule: messenger RNA, 1728 nt
Organism: Cryptococcus wingfieldii CBS 7118
Lineage: Eukaryota; Fungi; Basidiomycota; Tremellomycetes; Tremellales; Cryptococcaceae
Exons: 4
Coding region: 1-1728 (575 amino acids)
Source: RefSeq, a predicted model, not a curated record